GCUCGGACAAACCGACCGGAGGGCCGUGGGCUUCUGUGUCUGUGUGUGAUUGAGGGCGAGUCAACGCCACUUGAUGGCGACUAUCCGGUGGUGUCUUUGAUCAGAUCCAUCUGGUAAACCAUCCUCAUCCCCAUCCCCAUCUCCUCUUCCCCACUUUCACCUCAGCAAAACAUGAUCAGUGCCUGCUGAUUUUCCCCCUUUUGCUGCUUUCUUUUAUUCCCACCGAAAGCAUAUUAAUUUUCAAGCGCGUAGGACUAACAUGGGAUGGGACCUGGUUGUAUUGCCCUAAAAUUUGUUAGGUCCGCACUCUUGCAACAUAUCUCGGCUUCAGGUUUGGGCAUUGAAAAUGGGAAGUAACGGUCGAAGAAAUGUGAAAAAGGAGAGAAACUGUUUCUCUUCUGUCUUAGUUUCUUUUUCUGUUCUUCCCACUUCUAUCUGAUCGUGUGGAGUGUUCAGAACUCUUUCUUUCCAUCCUUUCCAAACUAAGAAGAGAGGAGUUUCGUAUUUGAAAGAGACCAAAGGAGAAACGCAAGGAGGGUGAGAAAGUGUACUUGCACUAGAAUGUCCUUUGAUGGCUGAUCGCAGCCUCCCAGAGAGAGAACAUGCAAAAAGCACUAACUGCUGCUGAGAAGAAAGGAAGCACAUCAGUUUUCAACAUGUUGAUGAUGCCAUGUUGAUUCUAUCCUGAUGUAAUAAUGAACUAAUAAAAUGUUAGCAGUGCUGUGAUAGGUGACCCUUGAAAGUCUUGUUCAGUUUAGUUUACUCUGCAUUAGCUAGUGCAGCUGGGGUGACAACCAUUUCUUCUUUUGGAACUCCAUUAGAUUAGCUACGUGCUCAAAAUUUAUCAAAAGAACCCAUCUGCGACCAUGGCUCAAUCUCCUCUUUGUGGAGGCUCAAUUGCUACUGCUGGCUUAGACGUCAAGACCCAAGGUGAAAAGCAUGGGUUUGCAUGUUUUGCUAGAAAAACAAAGCUGAUGCAUCUGAAGCUUGCACAUAGCUGUAAAUUAAGAGCGAUGAUUACUUCCAAUGAAGCCAUUGAGAUUCCUCAUCAGUGGUACAAUCUAGUUGCUGAUCUUUAUGUUAAGCCUCCUCCCAUUUUGCAUCCUAAGACUUUCAAACCAGUGAAACCUGAGGACUUGUCUCCUCUUUUUGCUGAUGAGUUGAUCAAACAAGAAGUGAGUAAUGAUGCGUUCAUCGAUAUUCCAGAUGAAGUUCUUGAUGUUUAUGGAUUGUGGCGCCCAACCCCUCUGAUCAGAGCCAAGAGGUUGGAGAAGCUCCUUGACACACCUGCCAGAAUUUACUACAAAUACGAAGGCGUUAGCCCUGCUGGGUCGCACAAACCCAACACUGCUGUACCACAAGUCUGGUAUAAUGCACAACAAAGCGUCAAGAAAGUUGUGACUGAAACUGGUGCUGGCCAAUGGGGAAGUGCACUGGCCUUUGCAUGCAGCCUGUUUAGUCUUGGUUGUGAAGUGUGGCAAGUCCGCGCCUCUUAUGAGCAGAAGCCAUACCGUCGGUUGAUGAUGCAAACUUGGGGUGCCAAGGUGCAUCCAUCUCCAUCUAGUGUUACGGAAGCAGGUAAAAGGAUCCUUCAAAUGAAUCCAUCUAGCCCAGGUAGUUUAGGAAUAGCCAUAUCAGAGGCUGUCGAGAUUGCGUCUUCAAAUGCCGAUACAAUGUACUGUCUUGGGAGCGUUCUCAACCACGUACUACUUCAUCAGACUAUUAUAGGGGAAGAAUGUAUUAGGCAAAUGGAGGCUAUUGGCGAGACUCCAGAUUUGAUCAUUGGGUGCACUGGUGGUGGAUCCAAUUUUGCAGGGCUUACUUUUCCAUUUAUUCGGGAGAAGCUCAAAGGAAAGAUCAACCCUCUUCUAAGAGCAGUUGAACCUGCAGCAUGCCCUUCUUUAACUAAAGGGGUGUAUGCAUAUGAUUAUGGCGACACAGUUGGGAUGACUCCACUGAUGAAGAUGCACACACUUGGACAUGACUUCAUUCCUGAUCCUAUACAUGCUGGGGGUUUGCGCUACCACGGUAUGGCUCCUUUGAUUUCUCAUAUCUAUGAAUUGGGUUUCAUGGAAGCUGUUGCAAUUCCUCAAAUUGAAUGCUUUCAAGGUGCCAUACAAUUUGCUCGAUCUGAAGGAAUAAUACCUGCACCAGAACCAGCCCAUGCCAUAGCUGCCACUAUUAGGGAAGCACUGCACUGUAGAGAAACUGGGGAAUCAAAAGUUAUUCUCAUGGCAAUGUGUGGGCAUGGCCAUUUUGACCUACCUGCCUAUGAAAAGUAUUUUCAAGGAAGUAUGAUUGAUUUACAGUUUGCAGAAGAGAAGGUACAGGCAUCAGUGGCCAAUGUUCCUCAGGUGGUGCCCUGAGAUGUAGCUGAGGAGUACAAUGCUGAAAUGAAUGAGUUUCUCAACAGUAUAUCACUUGGUUAAUUUGGAUAUACUUAACUAUGCUGUUUUAGGGGAAUGGAGAAAAUCUAUAUGGGGAAUAAUUGAAUUCAGAUAUAAUUCAGGAGUCAAAAGAGUUAACCGUACCAGCUGAACCGCUAUUAUCUCAUACUCUGGCUGUCUCUUUUUUUUUUUUUUUUGUUUUUUCGUUUUUUGUUUUAAAUAAAAGACAGAAAAUAGAAACUGUCUCUCGUAGUUGAACAUGCUCCUAGUUGAAUCAAGUUGGUCAAUUGCAUUGGCUUAAAGUAA
Molecule: messenger RNA, 2693 nt
Organism: Malania oleifera
Lineage: Eukaryota; Viridiplantae; Streptophyta; Magnoliopsida; Santalales; Ximeniaceae
Exons: 7
Coding region: 867-2366 (499 amino acids)
Biological process (GO): L-tryptophan biosynthetic process
Molecular function (GO): tryptophan synthase activity; pyridoxal phosphate binding; L-serine hydro-lyase (adding indole, L-tryptophan-forming) activity
Source: RefSeq, a predicted model, not a curated record